AUGAUGGUUCCGCAUAUUACUGACUCAAUCCAAGAGUGGAUUGAGAGUGUAGCUAAAGUUCCUGUGGAUGGAAAGGAAGGCUCUCCUGAUGUAUGUGUCAUUGAAUUAGGCGGGACUAUAGGACCUGGCAAUUUUCGCUUGGUUCAUGUGAGCUUUGUGCCUGUUGUUGUUGGUGAACAUAAGAGGGAGCCAACACAGCAUAGUGUGCGAGAACUCAGGAGGCUUGGGUUGACACCAAAUAUCCUAGCAUGUCGCAGCACAAAGGAAGAGAACAUUGUGACGCUCUAUGACGUUCCAAACAUCUGGCAUGUUCCUCUGCUUUUAAGGGAUCAAAAGGUUCAUGGAGCAAUUUUAAAAGAGUUGAACCUCAUUGGGUUUGUCUCUGAACUUGUCUUUCAAUUUUUUCUUGCCUCUAUGUGCAAAUCCUGUUUUACUCUAGGUUCCACACUUCAGCAGCUGUUUAUGUCUUCUAACUGGAAACAAAUUCUGAAAUUCUUUCUGCAGGCCCUUUUGCAUGCUACUGUGGCAUGUCACAAGAAGCUUGUUUUAGAGUGGGUUGCAGCCAGUGACCUUGAAGAGAUUACUUCUCAUGAAACGCCUGAUGUCCAUAAAGCUGCAUGGGAUCUUUUGAAGGGUGCUAAUGGCAUUCUAGUACCAGGAGGUUUUGGUGAUACAAGAGUGGAAGGAAAGAUACUUGCUACAAAGUACGCACGUGAAAAAGAAGUCCCUUUCCUUGGCAUAUACCUGGGAAUGCAGCUGGCUGUUGUUGAGUUUGCCCGCUCUGUUCUUGGCCAUAAGGAUGCAAACAACACAGAGUUUGAGCCAGAAACUUCAACCCCUUGCGUCAUUUAUAUGCCAGAGGAAUCCACAACUCAUAUGAGAGGCACAAUGCGCUUAGGUUCAAGGAGGACUCACAUUCAGGUUCCUGAUUGCAAGUCUGCUAAGUUGUACGGUAAUGCAGAGUAUGUUGAUGAGCGACACCGUCACAAAUAUGAGGUAAAUCCAGAUAUGAUAGCAGAGUUUGAGCAUCAUAUAAGAUCAGUCCUCUAA
Molecule: messenger RNA, 1050 nt
Organism: Eruca vesicaria subsp. sativa (arugula)
Lineage: Eukaryota; Viridiplantae; Streptophyta; Magnoliopsida; Brassicales; Brassicaceae
Source: the annotation of a GenBank genome assembly